CGUAUAAAACAUUCUAACGUCAGCAUCGAGAUUAGUCAAUCCUCGUCAGUCGGAUCACUAUAGCUCCGCGACUGUUGUAGAUACAGAAUCACAGCUCCGUGAUUAUUGUGGAUAUUGUGAAUACAGAAUUGCGAUUCCAGAAGGUGGCCAUGCCGAAAGUGACAAUAAAAUGACACGUCAGUCACGUUCGCGUGCGGCAAUGGAACGGACGUGCGCUCACGGAAAAUCAACGGUUGCUGCUACCACCUUUCUGACCCCGAAGACUACGCGACUACACUAUAAGAACGGAUAUCGGUGCGGUAACGACGGCAUUUUCGACCGUUUUUCGGUGCCGUUCGGGUCGUCUUCGGAGCCGGAGCCGUUCGUAAUUAAAUAGCGUGUGUCACAUGUGAAUUUUCUUGAUUUCCCAAGUGCAUACGUCUGAUUGGCAGUGUAUCAUGGCACCGACAAAUAAUUCAAUUAUGUUGUCUGGCAUGACAGAAACACCCGGUUUACAGAUGGGGGACAGGAUGUUACAAUUAGAGUUGGAUCCACCUAGCGAGGAAUUCCAAGAAAUAGCCAAGAAGGAGCUUCGAGAAAUUCCCGAUAUUUCGAAGGAGGCGAUAGCCCGCUUGAAAGAAUUAUUGCAAGCCGAGACGGAUCUCAAAAGCCCGUUGGAUAAUGAGGCCUGGCUGAUCAGGUUCCUGAGGCCGUGCAAGUUCUAUCCCGAGUCGUCGCGUGAUCUCAUCAAGCAAUACUACAAUUUCAAGAUAAAGCAUCCAAAUAUCUACACCCAUUUGAAGCCGAGCAACGAGAAAAAUAUCUUCGAGCAUGAUAUACUGACGGUGCUGCCCAAUCGCGACCAGCACGGCCGACGCGUACUAAUAAUCGAACUCGGCAAGAAGUGGAAGCACAACAAGUGCAGCCUAGACGAAGUCUAUAAGGGUUGCGUGUUGUAUUUGGAGGCCGCCAUGCUCGAGCCGACAACGCAGAUUGCCGGUGCGAUCAUCAUCUUCGAUAUGGACGGUCUUACUCUGCAGCAAACGUGGCAAUUCACUCCGCCGUUCGCCAAGAGGAUAGUCGAUCUGCUUCAGGACGCGGUGCCGUUGAGAAUCAAGAAUAUACACGUCGUGAAUCAGCCGUACGUGUUUAACAUGGUGUUCGCUCUGUUCAAGCCCUUCCUGCGAGAGAAGCUGAAGAAUAGAAUAAUUUUCCACGGCACCGAUCGAAAAUCGCUGCACCAAUAUAUUUCGCCAAAACAUCUGCCUGAGUGUUACGGCGGUACUUUGGAUAUUUCAAGGGUAGAUGGACCGCAAUGGUACGACCUAUUAGUGCAAUAUGACAAGGAAUACGAAGUUAUAUCUUCGUAUGGCUACAAGAAAAAAUAAUUUCUCCGUCAUAAUAAAGCAAAGGGUGUAGGUAGAUGGACUCUAUUUAGAAACUGAUCUAUUUAGAAACAAACGGGAAGGGCAAUUGCGUGAGAUGUACUGAUCUAAUGUCGAUUACCAAGAUUAUAAAUGACUUUUGUUUGUCGCUUGGAAAGUUUUCGACGAUUUAAGCUUUUUUCUCAUUUUGUAACUGUCUUUAUCACAUAUUAUUAUAUUAAGUGCUUGCAAAAGUUCGUAAAGUCACAAAUAAAUUGCCUCAACAGUCAGAUGAGUCAUUUUAUCGGCAACGGCCAACAUUUUGAUGGAAAUAUUAUAUCAUUUGGUUGUUAUCAAUAAAUUAAAACGGUUUUAGUAUCUUACGACUUUUUACAAGUACCUAAUAAGUCAGCGUGCCUCUCUAUGCCUGCCAACGGCAUCUUUGUCAAGUCUAAUUUCUAAAGUCGGACGAAGAGAUGUAUCACGAGAUAUGAUUGCGUCGCAGCGCGUUGCGCCGUUUUCCGCAUUUUUCUCCUAAUUUUGGCGUCAUGGAAAUCAUGAUCCAAAUCAAAUGUCGGUGAUCUCAUUUUGAAUUUGUUGCCACUCUUUCGUCUUUACGAUCGUGUGAUAAAAGUAUCGGGCAUUCAGUAUAGAUUCUUUAUUUAAAGAACGUUGAUCUUUUAUUUAGAAUAAUAUUCUAUUUCAAAUAAAAAAUUUCAUUUCUUUUAAUAUUUCCCUAGGCGAUAGUGACACCAUAAUAGUGUUGCUGCUAUAUGGUUCCAUGCAAUAUUUUUCUUAUUCAUUUAAAGUCUUACACAUCGGUUUGUGUAUUCAAAUAGUAUAUAUGUAAUAAUCGUGCGCGCAUCUGGUGGUUAUCUUGGCGUAGAAAUAGACGUGUGUGUUAAGAAAUAAAUAUAGUAUUAUUAACAAUUUAAUAUUUAUUUAAUAAACAUUAUACCGAUAUAGAUAAAAUA
Messenger RNA from Dinoponera quadriceps, 2317 nucleotides. Its product is annotated as alpha-tocopherol transfer protein-like. Lineage: Eukaryota; Metazoa; Arthropoda; Insecta; Hymenoptera; Formicidae. Gene Ontology annotation, molecular function: phosphatidylinositol bisphosphate binding. The record is from RefSeq and is a predicted model, not a curated record. The coding region runs from base 438 to 1367 and encodes 309 amino acids. Gene Ontology annotation, cellular component: membrane. The transcript has 6 exons.